Messenger RNA from Necator americanus (New World hookworm), 621 nucleotides. RefSeq lists its product as uncharacterized. NCBI's taxonomy places the organism in Eukaryota, Metazoa, Nematoda, Chromadorea, Rhabditida, Ancylostomatidae. Gene Ontology annotation, biological process: mitochondrial ribosome assembly; cellular response to reactive oxygen species. Gene Ontology annotation, cellular component: membrane; cytoplasm; mitochondrion. The transcript is spliced from 6 exons. The record is from RefSeq and is a predicted model, not a curated record. The coding region runs from base 1 to 621 and encodes 206 amino acids.
AUGAUUAAAGAUGAAGAAAUGAGUGUUGAUCUAAUCUCUACCGUGGUUCUUCAAAGGGAUGAAAUUUUUGAAGGGACUCUUCUGGAUCUGCAGAAACAAUUUUCAAAACAUCUACUGCUUACAAACACAACAAUAAGUGUUGCUCAAAUUGGUACAGCCGAUGUGAUGCAACAGUUAUUCCAAGGUGAUAUACAACGAAAGGGUUGGGAUCACCACAGAACAGCAAGAAUGGCUGCAAUCGGUUUUGUGAUGGGCCCUAUGCUUCAUUGCUUCUAUCGCGUUCUAGAUUCAAGGGCAUUCCGAGGUGGACGACAAAAAAUUGUCCUAAAAAAAUUGUGCUGUGAUGCUGCUUGUAUGCCAUUCUUUUCGUGCACAUUCAUCACAGUUGGCGGCCUUCUGGAAGGAUCCUCGUUAUCAUCUGCUUUCUCAGAGUAUAGGAAAAAGAUGUGGCAUAUUUUCAAGGUAGACGUAUCGAUUUGGCCUCCAGCACAAUUGAUCUCGUUUUGGUUUUUACCACCAUCUGUUCGGGUUGUUUAUGUAAACAUUGUAUCUCUCAUCUACAAUUGUAUCAUGUCUUACAUUAAAAAUAACGAUGUGACGGAAAUUAAACGAUCUAUAUAA